AGCUUGAUUUUAUCAAAAGUAAAGUACCAGUCGAGUAAGACGGUUGCAGUUCUUGAGAUAAGCUGAUUAUUAUUCAAGUGUCAGUUAGCUAAUCAAUUAGGCGAGUUGAGUCGCACAAUUUGAAGAUGCCAUUUACAAGAAUUUGGGAUGAGUCUUGUCCUCGCGUUUGGGAUAAAUGGGAGGCUAAUGGCCUAGAGUGGGUUGUUCAGGAUUUGGACCCGAAAGAUGAUGAAGAGGCACUUAAGAUUUUAGUAGAACAUCUUUGUAGUGAUGAACUUCUUUGCUCUUUAAGUAAACUUACUGAAGACAAUGAAAGUGUAGAAGGAAUUAGAAAAUUUUGGAUCCCUUGCAUCGCACAGAGGAUGUGUUUAGGGUGUUACACCUGGGUGGAUGGCAAAAAGACUUUGGUAGCUCUAAACCUGUGUAUCGUUAUGUCUGCUGGUGAUACUUUUCCCAAUGUUGAGAUCACAGGUGAGAAGUGGAAAAACGUAUAUAAAGGGAUGGAGUAUGUUGAAACCAAACGAGAUCCACACAAGUAUUUGGAAUUGAGUACUCUUUUACAUGCGUUUGGGCUUGUUGUGAAGAGGGAGUACAGAGGCCGUAAACUUGGUGCCAAACUGUUGGCUGCUAGGGAGCCGCUGUGUAAGUUACUUGGAGUAAAAGGUACUACUACGGUAUUUUCGGGCCCAGCUUCACCAAUCUUGGCCGCUAGAUGUGGAUUCGUCUGCAUUUACAAAGCGUCUUUGAAAGAACUAGCUGACUCAGGACUGGACUAUCCUCCUGAACCUAAUACGUAUAUAAAACUCAUGGUUAAGCGAUAUGAUUAAGCAAAGAUAUUGGUUCAAAACGAGCAGUGUUGGCCUAGUAGCUUCAGCAUGCGGCUCUCAGCUGCACCAAUGCACUUUCUGUCUAUGUGCACAUUAAACACUCGCUCGUACGGUCUAGGAAAACAACAGACUCAAAAAGCCUAUUUAAAAAAAAUAAUGAUCACGAAAUAGAUACAUAUGAAAUUUGAAGUCCUGAUCUAGAGGGUUGGUGGUCACAAGGGGUCACUGGUUUUUUUUAUUGGUACACAUCCAAAGUUUAAAAAAAGGAAUAAUGAGCGUUUAACGUCAAUGAAGUAAGGUCAAUUGAUUGAAAUUGAAUUUGACGGUUAUACCAUCAAGAUCUUAACACGUAAUUGAGGAAAUUUGGUUGACUAUUCUGAGAAAUUCAUACGAAUGUCGAGUCAUACUGGAAAAUUUUGUUUCUAACAUCGUUCAGAUACUAACUACCCUCACACAACAUAGCAAUAAAAAAUUUAGUUUUUGCUUUUAUAAAAUAUUUAUAGUAUAUUUGAACUACUCGAUGGAAGGUUGCCAUCUCCAUUAUUUUUACCAUUUAUUGUUAUUGUUUUGUGCCCAUUUCACUUAAAUCAAAAUUUACUUAAUCCCAUAAUGUACCCGUUUUUACGUCAAUAAUAAAAAUAAUUUUACUUAAAAUUAUAUAAAGUAUUAUUUCUAAAACAGAAUAGUAUAUAUAAAAAUUUUAUUAUAAUGAAUAUAAUGACAUUUAAUGUCGACUUAAGCGAUGUUUUAAUUUACUCUAUUUAGAAAAUACUAAAUUAUUGAAACAAUUAUGUACGUAGGGGAUAUAAAAUAACACUUUACAACAUUUAAUAAAUUAAAAUGGCAAUAAAUCAGUCUUUCCUUUACAAAGGGCCUUACAAAGUUUUGUAUCUGUUCAAGGUCCUGUCUCGAGCUCGUCUUAAUGUGUUUAUUAAUACUAGAAUAGCCGUCGAGUGACACUGUCGUGUAGUGCUUAUGAUAAACUGAUAAUACAAAUUGCAAUUAUCCAAUCUGUGGUGACACGUGAAUAAGGACGUAUAUAUUAUAAUUUAUAAUGCCUUUUAAAAGAAAUUGGGAUGCAUCGUGUCCUCGAGUUUGGGAUAAAUGGGAGGCUAACGGCCAGGAGUGGGUUGUCCAGGACUUGGACCCGAAAGACGACGAAGAGGCACUUGACAUUUUACUGGAACAUCUUUGUACUGAUGAAACUCUUUGCUCCUUAAGCAAGCUUUCGGAAGAUGAAGAAAGUAUCAAGGGUAUGAAGAAGUUCUGGGUACCCUGUAUAGCGCAGAGGAUGAGUCUAGCACUCUACACCUGGGUAGAUGGUAAGAAGACCCUGGUAGCUUUAAACGUGUGCGUCGUCAUGUCUGCUGGUGAUACUUUUCCAGAUGUUGAGUCGCCAGGGUCUUUAGACAUCAAUCUUAAAGAGAUCGAAGGUGAGAAAUGGAAGAACGUGUUUAAAGCGCUUGAGUACGUGGAAAUCAAGCAAGAUCCACACAAAUACUUGGAACUGGAUUCGCUGUUACAUGCAUUUGGGCUUGUUGUAAAGAGAGACUACAGAGGACAAAGGCUUGGUGCCAAAUUGUUGGCUGCUAGAGAGCCACUAUCAAAAGCACAUGGGAUCAAAGGUACUACGACGGUAUUUACGGGUCCAGCAUCACAGAAAUUGGCGGCUAGCUGUGGCUUCGAAAGUAUUUGCGAAGCAUCCUGGAAGGACCUGGUUGAUUCAGGAUUAGACUAUCCUCCUGAUACUAAUAAAUAUAUUAAACUUAUGGUUAAGCGAUUUGACUAAGCAAUAGAAUUUUGGUAGA
Pieris napi is the source of this 2635-nucleotide messenger RNA. RefSeq lists its product as uncharacterized. The record is from RefSeq and is a predicted model, not a curated record. NCBI's taxonomy places the organism in Eukaryota, Metazoa, Arthropoda, Insecta, Lepidoptera, Pieridae. The transcript has 10 exons. The coding region runs from base 1882 to 2616 and encodes 244 amino acids. Gene Ontology annotation, molecular function: N-acetyltransferase activity.